Molecule: messenger RNA, 1956 nt
Organism: Haemonchus placei
Lineage: Eukaryota; Metazoa; Nematoda; Chromadorea; Rhabditida; Trichostrongylidae
Source: the annotation of a GenBank genome assembly
AUGAAGCAAAUCAUAGACUUUUUGGAGGACGUGCUUGGGCCGAGUGGUAACGAUUGCGGAAGUGCUGGUGACGGUGAACGAGCCGUGCUGGUGCCAGGAUCAGCCACCAUGUAUGAGGACUGGCCGACACUCGAGUUUCCAGAUUUCACCAAGUCAAUACUCGAUCUUUUCUCGAAGACAACAAGUGAGUCGGUGUCGUCUGCACUUUUAUCUGAACUUAUAAGUUCUAUUAACGAAGAAGAUGGUCAGACAUCAAUCAGGCUUCAAACGGACGAUCAGCUGAGAUGGUGCAUGCAGGUAUUGAAUUAUUCCCUCACGCUUUCGUUUUCUUCUCACCGCGACUUCGAGACUGUUCGUGGCGCAGUGCGCAUUUAUCUUCACUGGUUGCGAGCUCUGACUGAUUUUCCAGACGGCAAUAUCCCUACUCCGUUACUGGACACGCCUGAGAAGUAUUUUAGGAGUAUAAUUGAUGCGCUGCGUCAUCUGUUCUGUCGUCGAAGUGAAAUCAAGGGAGAGGUCCCACGUGGUCUAGCAAUCGAACGACAAGCUCGUGAGGUUGAAACUGUGUUAGAUGCCGUGCGUGAUCUGACACACACAGCACGAAGAAAGUACCAAAAUGAGGUAUGGGCUCGUAUACUUAGCUUUCUACUUAACUCGGCUGAUCUUCUUCUUGCAGAUCCACUGUUUCCUGAGGAAAUGGGAAUGCGUGUUGGAUCAAGAGUUGUCGAUACGCUUUUUGACCUUUGGUUCCAUGCAGUGCUUAACGAAGAGAUUCCUUCACCUACAUAUUGGCGAACGCUGGCGGCGUUGUGUCGGCGAUGGCGUCAUCAUGUAACCGUCGUAGAGUCUUGGGCACGCAAGCUGUUGGCAAUGACAGUCUUGGUAUGCCGAAGAAUGUAUGGCGACGACUAUUGUAAAAUUGCAAUCCACGACGAAAGUAUCACUCCGUUUGCCUUCUUGCCACCCGUUGAAGAAGAUGGUGAAGUUGAUUUACUCUACCACAGUUGGUUCAAUUUAUUUUGCCUGCUGGAUUCACCGGUGGACAUCCUCUCACACGAUCUCAUGCAGAACAAGCCAAUCAAUGGAGGUGUUUCAAGCUUUGACGAGACUGUAGAGGUUCAGGCACCAAUUUCGCUACCUCUAUGCUUUUUUCUAGCAGCUACAGCAUUGCAGAGAAUGGUUGAUGUGUUUUAUGGUGACAGUUUUGUACCUAUCGAUUUCAAAGAAUCUGAUAUUCUUGUUCAAAAAUGGACUAUGGCAACGCCAAACCCAUCUCUUGCUUCAGAAGUAAUUGGUAGUCGCCCUCGCAGUGACUUUAGCCGCGAAAAGGCAAGUACAGUGACGGACUCAACAGGGGCGUCCCGCGAUACUCGAGAUACUGACGGAACCUUAACACAUGACAUGCGCAGUUCAUUUUCUUCUUCGUCGAGCGCCAAAGAGGGCCGUAGUAUGUCGGAUAUGACGAAACGUUCCGUUCGAACGAAGCAUUCAGAGAGCGUAAUUGACGAUCAUAGUGGAGCAAAUAUGAGUUCGUCGCAGCACUCCCAACAUUCACAACAUCUCAGUUCAACAAGCGCAAGUCGCCAUACUAAUGAACAGAUCUCUCCUAAAACUGCCGAGAGUGUGAGCCAAGGACGUGUUACGGAUGCGAAACAGUCACUAAUGUCGGCAGAUAGUUCUUUACGUCCUCUUGCUCUGCAAUUUGUAGUUCAUACACUUGCAGUGAACCCAGCCUAUACACCAUGGGUGGAUGAGAAAGGGCCGAAAGCUGAACGCAUUCUAGACCUAACCAUGGAGUGGCUGUUAGCGGCGGCGCGUGCGAAGUCGGAGCACAAAGCGAAGGCGGAGGUGACUGAUGCCUGGAUAGGAGGUUGGCUCGAUGAGCAAUACAGUCUCGGGAUGGAUCCAUUUCUGUUUGAGAACGAGCUUCAUUUCAUCCUCAUAUACUCGUUCUGA